AUGAAUGCCACUAGUUCGCCUAUCAGUAAAAAUGGAUUUUUCACUAAUGAUAUAAUUAGAAUCGAAGGCGAAGACAAAGAAUCAGAAGAAAUUAAAACUGCAUUCGAAAAACAUAAAAUAGUCUUAAAAGAAAUAAGAGAUGCAAAAAAGAAAGGUCUUCCGCUAGCAGAUUAUCAAAAAAAAGUAGAAGAGAUAAAAAGAAGUCACGGACUUAAAAAUCCUGUUUCUACAAGACCUUCCACUUAUCCUUAUCUGUCCAUUGCUGAGGACUUACUAAAAUGCUUAAAAGAGGAAUUGGUUGAGAAAAUAGUGAUCAUCAGUUCUUAUCGGAAAGGUCAGCCUUCCGCUUCUGUUAUAAUGAAAAGAAAAGAAUUUGCAAGAACGUUCGGGAAAUUUUCACAAAGCGAACUAGAACUUACUGAGGUUGCAACAGUUAAUAAUGAAAAUUCACCACAUAGGUGA
Entrophospora sp. SA101 is the source of this 462-nucleotide messenger RNA. The record is from the annotation of a GenBank genome assembly. Lineage: Eukaryota; Fungi; Glomeromycota; Glomeromycetes; Entrophosporales; Entrophosporaceae.